Belonocnema kinseyi is the source of this 4151-nucleotide messenger RNA. RefSeq names its product glycerol-3-phosphate dehydrogenase, mitochondrial (gene Gpo1). Gene Ontology annotation, cellular component: mitochondrion; glycerol-3-phosphate dehydrogenase (FAD) complex. The transcript is spliced from 12 exons. Gene Ontology annotation, molecular function: glycerol-3-phosphate dehydrogenase (quinone) activity; calcium ion binding. Gene Ontology annotation, biological process: glycerol-3-phosphate metabolic process. The record is from RefSeq and is a predicted model, not a curated record. The coding region runs from base 395 to 2557 and encodes 720 amino acids. NCBI's taxonomy places the organism in Eukaryota, Metazoa, Arthropoda, Insecta, Hymenoptera, Cynipidae.
UCUACGACGGGGGCGGCGACCUGCGAAAAAGUAAUUUUCGUCGGGCAGUCGGCAGGUCAGGUCGGCAGUUGCACAUCUGUCGAAAUUUGGCACCGGGUAGUUGUGGCAGAGCAGACCUAGACGCGUUCUGUGGAGUAGACCGUCUACAACUACGUCUAUUAAAUUAAUGUCUAAGCAAUUUUUUUCACGAGCACUUCUACCGUCUAGCCACUACUACCUGCUAGCACCUCUGUCAAUUUUUCAGUGAGAAGUGACAAAACUCGGGCAAACCAGUAAAGUGUUUUGCUUGAAUGCUAUGGUUUAUAUUUGGUUUCUGAAAAACUUGACGUGAAAAAAAAACUAGGAGGAAUUCAUGCCACUAUCCGUGUAAGACUUUCAUACUCUGAUAUUAGGAAUGGCAUCCUUAAGAUUAUUAGCAGCAGGUGCAAGUGCUGUGGGGGCGGGUGCCCUCACAAGCUACUACCUCGUAACCGACAAUGCCGUUCAUGCAGAGCAAGUAAAAAAGAAACCACCGAGACGAACUCUUCCUUCAAGAGAAGAUCAAUUGAAAACUCUCAAAUCUGGAGAAACGUACGAUGUCCUUAUAAUCGGAGGAGGUGCAACUGGUGCAGGAUGUGCUCUCGACGCUUGCACACGAGGUUUAAAGACAGCUUUGAUCGAAGCUGACGACUUUGCAUCAGGAACUUCGUCACGCAGUACGAAAUUAAUUCACGGUGGAGUGCGAUAUUUACAAAAAGCGAUUAUGCAAUUCGAUAUAGAGCAGUACCGAAUGGUCAAAGAAGCUCUUCACGAACGAGCCUCGAUGCUUCAUAGUGCACCCCACCUUGCACAUCCAUUACCCAUCAUGUUGCCAGUCUACACGUGGUGGCAGAUACCAUAUUAUUGGUUCGGUAUUAAAAUGUACGAUCUUGUGGCUGGCAGUAAGACAGUAAAAUCUUCAUAUUAUCUCAGUAAGCGAAAUGCCUUAGAAUUAUUCCCAAUGUUGAAGGGAGACAAACUGACUGGGGCGAUCGUUUACUACGAUGGUCAGCAAGACGAUGCAAGAAUGAAUCUCGCAAUUGCUCUCACAGCUUCGCGACAUGGAGCUACUGUAGUCAAUCACGUCAAUGUCUUGAAUCUUCAUAAAGGUUUAGAUAAAGAUGGAAAGAGAGUUCUUACGGGUUGUCGUGUGAGAGACGAAUUGACGGGCCAGGAGUUUGACGUGAAAGCAAAAUCAAUUAUCAACGCGACGGGUCCCUUUACUGACAGUAUUCGAAAAAUGGACGAUGCCAGUAUACCUGAAAUCUGCUGUCCAUCUUCCGGCGUCCAUAUUGUCCUCCCUGGUUAUUACAGUCCAGACCAGAUGGGUUUGCUUGAUCCAGCGACGAGUGACGGCAGAGUAAUUUUCUUCCUGCCCUGGCAGAAGCAGACAAUCGCCGGAACGACAGAUCUUCCGUGUGAGAUAACUCAUAAUCCAAAACCAACAGAGGACGAGAUUAUGUUUAUUCUGCAGGAGGUUAAAAAUUAUUUGAACCCGGACGUGGAAGUGCGCCGUGGUGAUGUCCUCUCUGCUUGGAGUGGAAUCAGGCCUUUGGUUUCUGAUCCAAAUAAACCAAAUACGCAGUCCCUCGCUCGUAAUCACAUUGUUCAUGUUAGCCCAACGAAUCUAGUCACAAUUGCUGGCGGAAAGUGGACCACUUAUCGAUCAAUGGCAAUGGAAGCAAUCGACGCUGCCAUUCAAGCAAGCGAUCUGAAACCGGAUAGACCGUGUCAAACUGACGGUUUUCUUUUGGAAGGAGCUCAGGGUUGGACUCCAACCAUGUAUAUUCGGCUAGUCCAAGAUUUCGGACUCGAGUGUGAAGUCGCUCAGCACUUAGCAAAAAGCUACGGAGAUCGUGCUUUCGCAGUAGCGAAAAUGGCCUCUCUUACCGGCAAACGUUGGCCGAUUAUUGGCAAAAAAAUUCACCCCGAGUUCCCCUACAUCGAUGCCGAGAUUCGGUAUGGAUGCCGAGAAUAUGCAAGAACAGCCAUUGACAUGAUUGCUCGACGUUUACGACUCGCUUUUCUUAACGUACAAGCCGCUCAGGAAGCUCUCCCGGGCAUCAUUGACAUCAUGGCCGAGGAACUGAAAUGGACAGCUGAAGAGAAAAAGAAGCAGCAAAAGGAGGCUAGCGACUUCCUUUCCAGCGAAAUGGGACAAAUGGUGAAUCGCGCUUCACGAGACAAGAUUCCUAUCAAUCUCACCAAAGACGAAAUUCAGUUGUACAUCAAGCGCUUCCAAAUUAUCGACAAAGAUCGCAAAGGAUACGUUUCCAUUAACGAUAUUCGAAGGGGUCUUAAGCUCUUUGGCGACAAGGACGUUCCCGGCGAAGAGCUACACGAAAUCCUUCGCGAAAUCGACACAAAUAUGAACGGUCAAGUCGAACUGGACGAAUAUCUUCAGAUGAUGUCCGCAAUCAAGUCUGGACACGUUGCCUAUUCGAGAUUCGCCAGGAUGGCAGAGAUGGAGGAGGCACAACACGAAAAGGACUCCCUGAAGAAGAAGAUCAGUGUGGAGAGAUCUGGCGGUGGGCUGUGAAGAGUCACUAUAGGAAAAUAUUGUUCGCAAAUCUUCCUAGAAUCGCAUUACCUCUCCGUAAAUUGGGAUCUGAAAUCAUGACCACCAACGUCACAUGACAGGCAAUUUAACGGUAAUAACGGGGCUAUGCUAACUCUGAUCACCUUCUUAUACAAGAGAUGAGAGCCGUUUGUAGAUUAUUUUGCAAUUCUUUCGAAGAAAUGGCAUUAGUAACCACAAACGUCGUUAGAGUAGGCAUUUUGGGAAAGAGGAUAACAAUUUUACACGCUUGAUAUGUUAACAGUUUAAGACACGUGCCAGUUAAAGGUUGAUGGAAUCUUCAUCCAGUGUAUUUUUUUCGGUUAAAAAUUAUCGUAAGCAAUUUAAAUUUAAAAAAGAAAAACAAUGAGAAAUAUAAUAUACGGAAAUUUCCGUAAUGCUAGCCCUAAGUACUUGUAAAAGAAAACCGUAACUCCAAUUAGAAAAUCAUCGUUUCUUUAACGAUAAAUUGUCUAAUGAAAACAAGAAAGAAAAUAUCUUUUCACCUCAUGAGGCUCACAUAUACAAAUUCGAACUUUUCUUUUGGUGCUCUUUAAAUUUCUUAUUGUUUUUUUUUCAAUUGAUAUUUAAAUAAUUAUUUUUAUUAUAAACUACAAGGGAUGAACGAUUUGACUAGCAGUAGGUGUAUCGUAGUAUUUCAGAUUCCAAUACUUCACCCACACUCUUUCCUCUCUUCUCUUUCUUUUCUUCCUAUUCCUUCUCACUCAGUGCAAAUUAUUUAUUCUAGCAUUUUAAGUUUCCGAGGAUUCAAAAGUCUAACUUUUGUCUUCUAAUGGAGCGAUCCCCGCACAAAUAUUUCAAAUUUCUAUAAAUGAACCACUGAUAAGAAUACGGAUAAGCAAUAGAAUGAAAUUUCUUGGAUUUUAUUUAAAAAAACGUAUGUGAUCAUUUAUUUUCUCUGGAAUUAUGUCCAUAUAUAUUUAUUGUUGUUGACAAAUAUUGCAUUUUAAAACUUUUAAUUUGUUUUAAUUUUUUUAUAAGAAAGAAUCGACUAUCGAUCGAAAAAGAUCUAAAAUAUUGAUCGAAUUUGAUGUAUUUUAUCGAGAAGAGAAAGUAGAGCUUAUUCGUGUUUUUGAUCGUUUCGGUACAAUUUUCAUAAAAAAUACCGUUUUAAAAAUGAAAGAAAAAAUUAGGAUAAUAUUUAAGAAUAUAUAAUAUCCUUUUAUAUUAUGAUGCGCAUGCCUGGUCAACAAAUGGGAUAACUUUUCGGAGAAUACAUUAAAAGUUUUAAAAGACAAGUUGUUACUGCCGAUCAUCGUGGAGCGCUUUUCAAUCAAAUUUGUACUACUAUCGCGGAUCGCGAAUAAUUGAAUUAAUAUACAAUGUAUGUACAUAAAUUCAUCGCCAUUCAAAUAACGUUAAUCUGCAAGGAGUUGGCGGUUAUAUUGCGGGUAUCGCGCAUGAUUGUAUUUAAUUUUUUGUUGUUAAUUUUAUCGUUGAUCAUUAUUUUAUUGUUAAUUAUACAUACAUACACAUUUAUCGCUCUAUUUGCUAAAUGAAAUUUACAUUGGUUGACGUACAAUAUUCAUGAAAUAUACGGCAAAUGACUCUCCUA